This is a messenger RNA of Tilletiaria anomala UBC 951, 1585 nucleotides long. RefSeq lists its product as uncharacterized. The record is from RefSeq and is a predicted model, not a curated record. Lineage: Eukaryota; Fungi; Basidiomycota; Exobasidiomycetes; Georgefischeriales; Tilletiariaceae. The transcript is spliced from 7 exons. The coding region runs from base 437 to 1441 and encodes 334 amino acids.
GGAGACGAUGCACAGCAGCUCAAAGCUGUCCACGGAUCAGCAACGAGUAAAACAUUUCUCGCCUGCAAACGCAAGUUGCUUUCGGGCCGUCGAUCUGCCAAUCUUUCGAGCUCAAGCAAGUAACAUGCCGCCAAAACGCAAAUCCAAUCCCACAACCCCGUCGAAAGUUGCUUCAUCCUCAGCGAUUGAGCAGCCGUCUUCGGGCGGGUCUAGCAGACGUAGUGUACGCGCCAGCGUAAGCCAGAAGCCAACAAAAUACGUGGAAGUCGACAGCGAAGGCAAUGAAGCCUUCACUUCAGAGGAAUCGUCCGACGUUGAGGAGGAUGAAACGAGUGAGGACAGGGCUGCGGAGCUGUCAUCCCAUGGGAAAGCCAAAGGCAAGGGGAAAGCAUCUACACUGGCCAAUUCAAAAGCAAAUGCGAAAGGAAAGGGAAAAAUGAAAGGAGCACGUAACAGCAAACUGGAGGACAACUUUGUGAUCGAAGAAGAUACGAAUUCCGAUAUCGCCGACCAGGACGAUUUGGCUCUGUCUUCCGAUGUCUCUAGCCUCAGUGACAGUGACUCAUCGGUCCCGGCGCCUAAGAAGCGAAAGAUUCAAAAGUGGAACGGAAAAACUCAAGGACAGACGGUUGGAUCGAGCGCAAACGAACGACGGUCCACAAAGCCAAGUGGCAACGGCCCUGGCAGAACGGUCAUCACCCUUGCCAAAGCGCCCAGCAAGCAACCCCCUCCGCAUAUCAUCUCGGACACCAUGAUGAAUUUUCUGUCUUCUCUGAAAGAUCCUGCGAAUAAUGAUCGUGACUGGUUCCAGCAGCACGACGCGCUGUAUCGCUAUGCAUGGGACAACUGGAAUGCAUUUGUCACUGUUUUGCUACCACGGCUGAUGGAAGAGGCAGAUGAGACGCUUCCAUUCUUACCCACCAAAGACAUGGUGUACCGGAUCUACCGAGAUGUCCGCUUCAGCUCCGACAAGACACCAUACAAGACUUACAUGUCGGCUACAUUCUCGAGGGGAGGGAGGAAAGGUGCCUACGCGGGCUACCAUCUCGAGGUUAAGCCGGGAAGUCAGUCGUUCAUCGCGGGAGGCAGAUGGUGUCCGGAAAAGGAGCACCUUCAGAUCUUUCGGCAGCACAUCAUUGAUGACGACGAAGAAGGCAGGCGGUUCAAGGAAAUUCUCAAUGGAUCGGACUUCAAGAAUUUCUUUGGCCCCGCGAAGCCUGGCGGUCGAGGGCUUGGCCGCUCAAGUAGUGUUUUUGGGCAUUCGGAUGAGCUCAAGGUCGCCCCAAAGAUGCCUGGCGUGGACAAAAAUCAUCCACAAAUUGACUGGCUCAAAUUACGGUCCUUUUAUGUCUCGAGAACGUGGGUUACAGUUGAGUGCAGUGAACGAGUGCGCAAUUUACUGAUCCGCUUCUCGACGGUACUCUCGUUCUCUAAUCUCUGAACAGGUUCGAGGAUGCAGACGUGUGCAAGGAGGAUUUUGUGGAUGAGAUCGUGCGGACUUGCAAGGUCAUGCAGCCAUUUGUGGAAUUGCUCAACGACAUGAUCUAUCCACCGCCAACACCACCUUCAUCUGAUGACGACGAAU